GCGCAUGCGCUGGUUCAUGGGCAUUUUGUAGCUGACGUCAGCGUCUACUCUUAAUGUUGUUCCUGACAGAAACCAGGAUGUGACAGGUGCUGCUCGGCUAAGGUUUAUCAGGUCAACAGAGCGGAGCAUAAGCUCAGACACUGAGCGUUUGACUUCCUCUGACAGCAGAGAAAACAGCCGAAUCAGCGACUAACGGCUUGUGUGCAGCUGCGAAGCUGAGGCAGCACGAUGAGCGGUGCUGCUCUGGGUUUCGAGAUUGUGGUGGUGUUUUUCUUGGCGCUCUUCCUGCUGCACCGAUAUGGAGACUUCAAGAAGCAGCAGCGCAUGGUUCUGUUUGGCACGCUGCUAGCCUGGUACCUGUGUUUCCUCAUCGUCUUCAUCCUACCUCUGGAUGUCAGCACGACCAUCUACAACCAAUGUACGAAGGACCAUACGGUGCACACGUCUCAUCCCACUGUGAGCCCGUUACCUGCCAAUCACACAACAAAUGCGUCAGUCGCUCCCACUAAAAGCAUACCGAAGCCAUGCUACAAGCCAUGGAGCUACAUCCCUCAAGGCAUCAUGCCUGUGUUCUGGAGAGUGGUGUACUGGACGUCUCAGUGUCUCACAUGGCUGCUGCUGCCCUUCAUGCAGUCAUACGCUCGCUCUGGAGGCUUCUCCAUCACCGGUAAAAUCAAAACAGCCCUGAUCGAGAAUGCGAUCUACUACGGGACCUACCUGCUCAUCUUUGGCUCUUUGCUCAUUUAUGUGGCUGUUCAUCCUGAGUGGCACCUCUCCUGGUACGAGCUGCAGACCAUCGGGAUCACGGCCGCCAACACCUGGGGGCUGUUUCUGUUGGUGCUGCUGCUCGGCUAUGGUCUUGUGGAGAUCCCUCGCUCCUACUGGAACGCUUCACGACAUGGGCACCUGCUCGUCAAGACAUACUUCAAGGCGUCCAAACUGAUGACCGAGAAGGCAGAUGCCGAGGAGAACCUGGAGGAUGUCAUGGAGGAAGUGAGAAAAGUCAGCGAAUCCAUCAAGUACAACCAUCCACUAAGGAAGUACAUCGAUACAAUUCUCAGAAAGUGCCCGGUGGAUUACCAAGAGAAGAUGGGCAGGAACAUGGACGACUAUGAGGACUUUGAUGACAAACAAAACACCUACCCCAGUGAGAAGAGUCUGGUGAAGCUGCAUAAGCAGGUCAUCUACGCAGUUCAGAGGCACAACAGAACCAGGGUCCAGUGGCAGAUUCUCCUGCAGGAAGCCAUCCACCUGGAGGAUGUAGCCAAAAACGAGACCAGUUCUAGCCACCAGUUUGUCCACAGCUUCCCGUCGUCUGAUACUGUCAGCUGGUUCAGCAGAUAUGUCUACACACCAACCGUAGAGUGGUACUGGGAAUGUCUCCUGAAGCGUUGGUUCUACCGGCUGCUGUCUGUGGUGUUGACUCUGUUCAGCGUGGCCGUGGUCUGGUCCGAGUGCACCUUCUUUAGCACUCGACCCGUCUUGUCCCUUUUCGCUGUGUUCAUCCAGCUGGCUGAGAGAGACUACAACUACCUGUACAUUGAGCCAACUGCUGCCACAUUGCUCCACCAGAUGGCGUGCUUCAUCACAAUCUUCUUCCUGUGUACCUGCGUGUACUCCACUGUAUUCCGGAUACGUGUCUUUAACUACUAUUACCUGGCCUCCCAUCACCAGACAGAUGCUUACAGCCUCCAGUUCAGCGGCAUGUUGUUCUGUCGUUUGACUCCUCCUCUGUGUCUCAACUUCUUGGGUUUGAUCCACAUGGACUCCGCCAUCUCUCACCAGCAGAAGGAGCAGACUGCGUACACCUCCAUCAUGGGCUCAAUGCGUGUUCUCUCCUUCAUUGCCAAUGGGUUCUACAUCUACUACCCCAUGCUUAUCGUCAUUCUGUGCAUCGCCACCUACUUCAGUCUAGGAACUCGCUGUCUGAACCUUCUGGGCUUCCAGCAGUUCAUGGGUGACAGUGAAAUGACCUCUGACCUGAUUGAUGAGGGGAAGGAGCUGAUCAGACGGGAGAAAAGAAAGCGACAGAGGAUUGAAGAUGGAGAGAACAGACGGAGAGAGUGGAAGGAGCGUUACGGGAACCCAAGAGACGACUACGCUGCGAGGAACAGGAGCAGUCACGAGAUGAAGGAGACCAGUUACUCCGACAGUGUGAACUCUAGCAGCAACAGACAGGCUAAAUACUCUCGGGCGGCCAGCCGGCCAGAGAGGGACUGCAUCGAGCUGCUGCAGGACGCUGAACCUUUAGACUUCAACGCAGAGGCUCUGACAGAUGACAGUCUGGACUCAGAACCGGGCAGACAUUCUGGAGGACGGUAUCUGUCCAUGUCAUCGUCUCGGAGCCGAAUAUUUGACGACGUCUAACGUAGAGCAGAGAGGAGGAGCCAGGAAGUGAACGUUAGCUGGAGCUGCCAGGUUCCUCGUGUCCCAGCAUGCUUGGUAAUGGAACAGGCCAGGCAUGAGGGAAUCUCCAUCACCUCCCGACAUUUUAUUUAGCACUUUGCAUCAGGUUACGUGUUCAUCUGCAGGUCAAUGAAGGAACAUGAAUCAACGUGUGACAGAUGUUAGUAUUUAUUUCUCCUGCUGAAGUCGCCAUUUGAGCUGCAUGUCAAGUUGGCUGGCGUCGCUGUGACUGAGCAUGCACACGGACCAGCAGCCUCUGCAUGUCUGACUGAGACUGAAGCUCCAGAAGGUGGAUUUUAUUUGUGUUCGUUGUCUUUAAUGUAAUGACUGUCUGAACUGCUUCACCUUCUGACUUUCAUAAACCUUCUGCUGAGGUUAAGGUGGGUUAUGAUUGUACAUAUUUAACCUAAUAGUAACUGGUCACACGUCCACACUGUAAAGAUGAACCCACAAAUACUAAGAUUUACUGACUACGUUAAUGGGUUUUAGGUUUAAUAAAACAUCAUUUUGGCCUAUUAAUGAGAAGAUCCCAGAGGAACAAGUGAUCAGGUGUCUGACUGAUCUCCAAAAUGGACACAACCUCAGGUUUAUGUAGAGUUUAAAUCUCUCAGCGCUAACAGUUACGCUGUCUGUGUCAAACAAAACAAGUGUUUUCAGCACAGACAUAAACUACAUUAUAAAAAGCAACAUUGUAAAAGGCCAGAGGACCUUGUGUAUGACUUUAGACGCUUCAGUGGUUCAACACAGUCAAUGUGCAUUUGUGCAUUGUUGUUCGCUCAGGCUGCCAGAAAAGGACCAGAGUUCAACGACUCCUCUGUAAAUAUGUACAAUAUUUUUUGUAUUACAUGGCUUAAUUAUUGAUGGUAAUGAUAUUAACUCAGUGACACUGUCUUUACUCUGAGCCUCCCUCCCCUAAAAGCACUAAUCACUUUCCAUAGUUUCUGUCUUGGGGCGAUCGUUUUCUUUGACCUACUUGGUGCUUAUUAUGAUCUCUGCACUUUUGAUUUCAUAUUGUUGACACAAAAUAAUUGUGUCUCCUGUGAUCGAAGAGAAGAGAUGAUGUGUUGAUGGUUAGCUGCAGUCAGUGUUGUAACAAUAAAGGUGUUAAAGCUG
Betta splendens (Siamese fighting fish) is the source of this 3519-nucleotide messenger RNA. It is a transcript of the gene lmbrd2b, whose product is annotated as LMBR1 domain containing 2b. The record is from RefSeq and is a predicted model, not a curated record. The transcript is spliced from 18 exons. Gene Ontology annotation, cellular component: membrane. The coding region runs from base 229 to 2367 and encodes 712 amino acids. Lineage: Eukaryota; Metazoa; Chordata; Actinopteri; Anabantiformes; Osphronemidae. Gene Ontology annotation, biological process: adrenergic receptor signaling pathway.